AUGAUAACCAGAACACUUAUCUGCCUGUCAUUGGCAGCCUUGGUCUCUUGCCAAGGAGAUGCCUCUGAUCUCAAAGAGACCAACUAUAAGAAGUUUAUCGGAGAACAAGAUUACAAGCUUCCCUUCAAGACCCGUGUUAGUGAGCCACUUGCCAUUGGACAAACCAUCCAUGCCGUCGGAACUCUUUCUGAUAAGCCAACCCGUGUUGACUUCAACUUCCAUAAGGGAUCUGCCAAGGAUGCUGAUCUUCCACUUCACUUCUCCAUCCGAUUCAACGAAGGACUUCUCGGAAGCGGAAAGUUGAUCUACAACACUUUCGAGAACGGAAACUGGUCUGAGGAUGAGCAAAGAAUCAGCAAUCCAUUCAAGGCUGGAGAAGAAUUCGAUUUGCGUGUUCGUGUUCUUGAUGGAAAGUUCCAGGUCUUCGCCAACCGUGUCGAAGUUGGAGUCUUCACUCAACGUCUUCCACUUGACGGAAUUGAUCAUGUCUCGAUCAGAGGAGAUCUUUCCAAACUUCGUCUCUUCCACUAUGGAGGAAGAAUCUUCCCAAAUCCAUACAUGGCCGUUGCUGGACUCACUCCAGGGAAGAGACUGGAUAUUUCUGCUCUUCCAAAAGGAAAGCGUGUGAAUAUCAAUUUGUACCGUGAGAACAAGGAAUAUGCUCUUCAAGUCUCCAUCAGAUACAACGAGGGAGCCAUUGUCAGAAACGCCAUGACUAGCAAUGUCUGGGGUAAGGAAGAGAGAGAAGGAAAGAUGCCACUUGAAAAGAAACAAGUCUUCGAUAUCACUAUCAUCAACGAGGAGUUCUCUUUCCAAAUCUUCCUCAACAACAGAAGAUUUACAACCUUCGCCCACCGCGGAUCCCCAAGCGACAUCAAGACUCUCGAAAUUGACGGAGAUGUUGAAAUUCAAACUGUCACCAUUAAUGAUGCACCUGGAAUCUAA
Messenger RNA from Caenorhabditis briggsae, 945 nucleotides. RefSeq names its product Protein CBR-LEC-5 (gene Cbr-lec-5). The record is from RefSeq and is a predicted model, not a curated record. The coding region runs from base 1 to 945 and encodes 314 amino acids. Gene Ontology annotation, molecular function: galactoside binding; carbohydrate binding. The transcript has 6 exons. NCBI's taxonomy places the organism in Eukaryota, Metazoa, Nematoda, Chromadorea, Rhabditida, Rhabditidae.